Owenia fusiformis is the source of this 1801-nucleotide messenger RNA. The record is from the annotation of a GenBank genome assembly. NCBI's taxonomy places the organism in Eukaryota, Metazoa, Annelida, Polychaeta, Sabellida, Oweniidae.
GUUCAUUGUAUCUAGUUGUGAUAUUUAUAUUAGCAACAUAGAGAAUAAACAACUAAAGUAGGUGUCCUGAAAGUUGACAUAGUUUCGAAUCGUAUUGAUGCUUUAAAACCAGGAUAUGACAUUAAUUUAACACGACGUAUCACAUGAAGACAUAUCUCGGGCAGGGUUGUUGAUAUUGAAUAAUCUGACAAAUGGAUAUAAUAACUACUAUUUUUAGACACGUGUGCGUUGCUAUGUGAGUAAUACACGAUUGAAAUAACGAAAACAACAAUCCCCUCAGCCUGCAGAACAACUUUGCCCCAUUUUAGAAAGGAAAGCAUUGAAGUUAUACACAACAACAAUAUGGCAUCUGUCGGCCAAAAUGAGGCUAGAGAAAUGUCAAACAGCUUCGACAAACAUUUUGGAGUGAAAGCACCAGAAAGACAUAAAGUUCCUGAUAGCUUUACGAUACCAAAAGAUGACCCAACAUUUGUACAAUAUAUUAGGGAAAGAGAUGAAGCCAGAGAGGAGUUGAGACUGAAGAACGAUGAGUUGACUAAGUAUAAAAGUAAAAACUAUGAUCUGAAUAACGAAAUUGAAGAACUGAAGAGUCAGAUAUCGCUCUUGAAAGAAGAAAAAGAACUAAAAAAGACGGUCACAAGUGUGACAAAGACGAUGACCAAAAAAGCAAAAGGAAUGAAUAAAAAAGAUUCAAACAAGGAAGAUGAACAACCAUCUGUUAAAAACAAAAUAAAGAUUCAAAUAACAGCGUCUACCCCGACAUCAAAUGAGCACCACCCAAUCAUACCAGGCAUGGAUCAUAUAACAUCAGAUUCAUUCACAUAUUACUCACAUUUGGCGCAACUAUUUCCAAAUAUGAGACUUUCUGUACUCAUUGACGCUGAGAAAAAGUUCUGCAAGGCAGACGAAAAUAAAGACGGGACUAUAGACUGUAAUGAGUUGGAGAAGAUGCUUACAACGAGUAGCACAAUGUUCACAAAGAAACAGGUACAAGAAAUACUUAAAGAGGUAGACAAAGACAACACAGGGACACUUGACUUCAUAGAAUCACUCACUAUCAUAGACAAGCUUUACCAACCAGGAAAAAAGACUAAUUUGCCUGCAUCUGUAGCCAAUAAUAAAAGUACAAUGUGUCUCAUACAAUGAUACGACAGUGGCACAGCGUUCGAAAAAUACAAUGUGUCUAAUGCAAUUGGCGCGACGAUGGUACAGGGCGUUCAAAAUGUAUGGAUCAUUUUACUAAUUAUUGUCCCAUUGCUUUAUCAAGUUCAUGAAGUUUCAAAAGUAAAACAUAUUUGACCUCAUUUUACCACAUUUCGUGAUAAUCAACAUACGAUGUAAUAUCAAUGGAGUCAUUGUCAUUGCCAUAGGUCAGAAAAAUUAGCAAUAAUUAUACGCCCUGUAUACCAUCUGCCUAAUAAUCACCAAGAGAUAUCCAAACAAAUCCAUGACAAACAAAUAUGAAAGUGAACUGAACCACUCUGGGUUGGGUGUGAUCGACUGCACAUGUACACAUUUUUUAAUAACUAAAAGUAUUUAUUCAAAGUUCCUUACAAAACCAUGAAAUUGGCAAUAUAUAAACGAGAUCUACAGUAUUAAUAAUAAAUAUAAAUGUAGAUUUAAAAAAUGCGUUACUCAUAGAGUAUAUUUUACACAAUGCAUAAGUAAAAUUGUGUUUGCUACACAUAACAAUAAUAAAUAUCGUGCACAUCACUGUACAAAAUCCAUGACUGCAUGAUGGGCUAAUACUUUUCACCAUAAUACUAAAAGUCAUUACGCCGUGAUCGCCAUACCGCUCACC